GCGCAAGUUGUUGACACGCGUACUUAAACCAAAAUCCUCGCCGACUCUUCCCAUCCUCUUCCCACUUUUCUCCCCCGGCCUCCUCUUUUAUUUUUCUGGCUAGGGUCCGGCCUCCUCUUCCCCUCACGUCCUAGGGUUAGACCAGAAUACACCCUGAUCCGAGGCCCGUGAUUUCAUCUCACGAGAUUUAGAUGUGAAGAGGAAGGAGGAAUAGAAAUUUUACCCUCUCAUUUGCUUUCUUUUCCAUUUUGCUCUUCUUUCUUCUCUUCUGCGGAGAAUGAGAUCUGAGAAGGGAGGGAGGAGAUGUUGGGAGAUCUUUGAAUGGUUCUAAGAUUUAUUCCGAGCAAAAUUCUUGGCUUAGAUUUACCGUGGAGUUGGGGGUUGCGGGGAUCGAUGAAGACGGAGAUGGGGACGGGAGUGGGAGUGGGUUCGUUGGUGUGGUCAGACGAGGAUCGGGCCAUGGCGUUGGCGGUCCUCGGUCCCCUGGCCGUCGAGUAUCUUUCCUCCAGCCAUGUGUCCUCCGACGGGCUCCUCACCGCCAUCGGAGGCGACGCCGACCUCCAGAACAAGCUCCAGGACCUCGUCGACCGCUCAGGCUCGCCCUGGGCCUCCGCGAUCUUCUGGCAGAUCUCGCGAUCCAAGUCCGGCGACUUCGUCCUCGGAUGGGGCGACGGCCACUGCCGCGAGCUCCGCGACGGCGAGGAGGACCCCCGCCGCUCCGCUGCCGCCCUCGACGACGGCCGCCAGAAGAUGCGGAAGCGGGUGCUCCAGAAGCUCCACGUCCUCUCCGGCGGCGCCGACGACGAGAACUACGCGCUCCGCCUCGACCGGGUCACCGAUGUGGAGAUGUUCUUCCUCGCCUCCAUGUACUUCUCCUUCCCUCGGGGCGCCGGCGGGCCCGGGAAGGCGUUUGCUUCCAGGGAGCACAUCUGGGUCUCCGAUCCCAGCCUCCGAUUGCCGGCGUCGGCCGCCGAUUACUGCGUCCGAGCGUUCCUCGCAAGGUCCGCAGGGUUCCGGACCGUCGUGCUUUUGCCCUUCGACACCGGGGUUCUUGAACUGGGCUCGGUCAAAACCGUGCCGGAGGGCUUCGAGGCCUUGCAGAUGAUACGGGCCGUCUUCUCUCCCGGCGAGAAGAAAGAUGAGAAUGGCUCGGUUUUCCGUUUAGGGGGCCGGGUGGCGGCGGCGUCGGAGGAGUACCCGAGGAUUUUUGGGAAGGAUUUGAACAUCGGGAGACGAUCUCAGUUCAACGAGAGGCUCUCAGUGGCAGCCAAGGUAGAAGAAGGGCCUUUCGAGAUCCAACCAAACGGCGGAAAUCACCAUCGGAUGGUGCCGCCGGUCUCCGGUGGUGCCGUUAAUGGACUGAAUUGGCCUCAGCAACAGAAGUUUGGUAACGGCGUGGUGGUGAUUGGCGGCGGGGAAGUGGAUCCAUCGCCGAGGGCUUUUGUUCGUCAUAGCAAUGGGGUCAGGGAGGACCCUCGGAUGAACCUGUUCUCGGCUCCGAAGCAGCAGCCGCAGCAGCCGCCACCGCAGCCGCGGCAAAUUGAUUUCAGCAGCGGAUCGACUUCGAGGGCUCCCGGAGCACCGGUUGCCCGAUUGGGUGCGAUGGAGUCGGAGCAUUCGGACGUGGAGGCCCCGUGCAAAGAAGACCGGCCGGGGGCAAUGGAGGAGCGGCGUCCGAGGAAGAGAGGCCGGAAGCCCGCGAAUGGGAGAGAGGAGCCUCUCAAUCAUGUCGAAGCCGAGCGCCAGAGGAGGGAGAAGCUCAACCAGAGGUUCUAUGCUCUGAGAGCCGUGGUGCCGAACAUCUCUAAGAUGGACAAGGCCUCCCUUCUCGGCGACGCCAUAUCCUACAUUACCGAACUCCAGAAGAAACUAAAGGAGAUGGAGACUGAGAAGGAGCGGUGUCCGGAAUCCGCAUCGAGGCGGGCGCAGUGUCCUGAGAUCGAUGUCCAGGCCGUGCACGAUGAGGUGAUCGUCCGCGUGAGCUGCCCGAUGGACACCCAUCCCGUUUCCAGAGUAAUCCAGGUCUUCAAGGAGUCGCAGAUCAAUGUGGUGGAUUCUAAGGUCUCGGCGAGCAACGAAGCAGUCUUGCACACAUUUGUGGUGAAGUCGCAGCCGGGAUCCGAGCAGCUGACGAGGGAUAAGCUGGUCGCGGCGUUAUCUCGUGAGAGAUGAGCUUCCUCGCUAACAAUCCAUGCUCUCUGCAGCUCCCCAAUGUAUUGGACUCAGGCUUGGCAUGGAAUACUAGGUUUUUUUAACUGCUUGGGCACUUCCUUUCUUGUGACAAAGGUAUUAGCUCAGGAAGCAAUUGUUGUGUUCUCUAGGCAAUUCGUCUUUUUGUUUGGCCAUGGACAUAAGUUCUGAAGAAUUUCAGUAAGCUUCGUGUGAGUUAUCUUUGUUUGAAAUGUCUUCCUGCUAUAAUAAAUUUUGUGGCUUUAGCCGUCCUGAUUGAGUAUAUUUUAUUUAA
Molecule: messenger RNA, 2464 nt
Organism: Phoenix dactylifera (date palm)
Lineage: Eukaryota; Viridiplantae; Streptophyta; Magnoliopsida; Arecales; Arecaceae
Product: transcription factor MTB1-like
Biological process (GO): regulation of DNA-templated transcription
Cellular component (GO): nucleus
Molecular function (GO): protein dimerization activity; transcription cis-regulatory region binding; DNA-binding transcription factor activity
Source: RefSeq, a predicted model, not a curated record